AUGGAGAGGUUGUCCCAUGAUUUAAAUCUGGCUCUGGAGGAAAGCAACUGUGGAAGGCAGGAGCGGAGAAAGCUUGGACUCCGCAGGCGGACCAGGUCUGCUGGAAAUCUGCCAGCCGCAGUAACAGUAAGUUUAGUUGAAGAUGGCAGCUCUAGCAGUCCACCACAAGCUCCGCUUAUCACACAACCGCUAUCGGACUCAGAUGAUCCGCACCUCAACCUGCACAACUCCAGCCUCAAAUCCAGGCAUUACUGCCAGAUCGGCAACUUCGAAUCGGAUUCAUUUAAUGAAAACUUUUCACCGACUAGACCGGCAAACGCAAGAAGGAAACGGAAGUAUAAAAAAAUGCCUGUGGAGUAUGCAGAUGGGAAGCGAUCUCCUCCUAUUGAAAUACUGAGUGUGACUACUGAGCCAAAUGCAUUGCCGGCGACAAUUAUUCUCCAGGGUCAAGUGUUGGCGCCAAUGAUGCACGGAAACAGGCAUAAAACACACUCCAAGACAGACAGUUGUUUCUUCAGAAACGCGUUCUGCGGUAAAAGAAAAUGGUCUCACAGAGAUAAAGGGGACGGCUGUGAAAUGCGAGAGAGGUCCUUUAGCGGUGGUUGCUCUUCGAAAUCGGCAUAUUUCUCUAAAAAUGAUUUUAAAUCGCGGAAAUAUGACACGAACCUACCUAAAAAGGAACCAAUACUGCAACCGGGAAAGAUUGUUCUCAAAUCCCAGAACACAGAAAGUGCGCAACCUGCUACGAUAACUACUCCUUCUUUGCCUGGCAGCUCAAGCUUUAAUUUCGUCUAUAAAAAUAUGUCUAAAAAUGGAACUCCUACGCUCUCAAAAAUGACAGGGUACAAAAUAGCAACUGACCUUCCACCAUUUUUCAGUCCUAGUACUAGUUCAGGAAAAUACUACAGAAAGUUCAAAAUGUUGAAUAAAACUUAUCCACAGAACUCAUUAAGAAAUCCCUUACAGUUCGAGGAUUCCAAUAGCGGGAUGGACUGCGCUGGUAACGAGUCCAGCUCACUAAGCAGUAGUGAUUCCGAUGGUGUAGUAACUAAUGAUAGUGAUAGAGAAGGAGAUGAUGAACUGACAGACUGGCCAGGCAUCGAAGAGUUGAAAGUUUUCAAUAAAAGUCUCACAAUCAAAACUACUAAAUCCGUAAAUAACAACUCUCCCAAGUCUACGAGUAGUAUGCCUCCUCCGAAACGGCUGAAAAAGGAAAAGAUGCUUGUCAAGAGUGGGUGGACCAGUUCCAAAAAUAGAUUUAAAAAGAAACGGCCUAAAGUAGAUUCGGGCAACGAUGAAGAUGCAAUGAUGUCAGAUUCCAAAACUGUUGUCGAUUUGGAAGAGGAAUUAGUUUCUAAAGAAAAUCGUGAUAUACUUCAGCCCCAUUCCUCGUUCAGUAGUUUUAGCGAUAUCAAAAACGCCGGAGUGUCUGGACAAAACGCUAAUCAGUCGUUUUUUCAGUCCUUUCAGGCGUUUCAGGAGAAAUCGGGUCAAAAGGAUGAAUCUUUUAACCAGACGCCGCGAACAAAUUUUUCGCUACAGAAAACUUCGUCGAGCGAUUUGAAUUUAAGCGAAAAAUCACCGCAAAGCGAUCAUUAUUAUAGUGAGCACUCGAUGGGGAAUGCGGCUGUAACUGAAGUAAGAGAAAUAAGAGCGGGGUGUAGGAGAAUACGAGACGAAAGACCUGGGUUUUUAAUAUUGAGCGCUGCGAAUGAACAGCUUUCAAAGUUCCUGCAAGAUUCUUGCCAGACUGAGCUUAAGUUGCCCAGUUUCCACGAUCCGGAAGAGAAAGAGAAACUGGAGUCUUUAGCGAAGUUGUAUUCAUUGGAACUUCAAGUGGAAAUGGGUCGACCUGUUUUGAGGAAAACCAGCAACACAAUGCAAGCUAUUCGCGUAGAACAUUCCUACCACAACUUCCCGUCAGAUCACAAGCGCCGUUGCUACGGCGACGACACCGACACGAGCCUCUCAUUGAGCGAUCAGAACUCAGUCAACUCAAUUAACGACCUCGAGGUAUCCCAAGAUGUACCAGAAAGACAGUGCGACAUGACCCCACAAGAUUUGGUGGAGAAUUUUUCACAGACUUUAGUCGACAAAUCUUUGUUAGAUCCAGGGGAAAUUGAUUGA
This is a messenger RNA of Arctia plantaginis, 2127 nucleotides long. Lineage: Eukaryota; Metazoa; Arthropoda; Insecta; Lepidoptera; Erebidae. The record is from the annotation of a GenBank genome assembly.